UUAACUAGUGAAUAAAACUUAAUUUUCGAUAUCUAAUGAAAUGUUUGAUUGCGAGUACUAUACAACUUUAUUAGUUUAAGUAGAUGGAAGUUAAUUACAGUAAGUGGUGGACGGUUUGAAUAACUUUGCCUAACAGUGAUAAGGUCCAAAAAGUUUGGGCAAAAGUAGGUGAAUAGUUAUCUUUCUUAGGUUUUUUCUCCUACUCCAUCUUGUCUCUAUUCUUCUUGCUUUUAAUUCUUUACUCUUAUCUUCUUCUUCCUCUUUGUUUCCCAGGUAAUAUUAAUAUGUCAUCACGAUUGUAGAGGUCGCAUUUGUUUCAUUCCUUUUGCAAUAUAUGUCUUAGCAGACUGAAUAGCAUUUAGUCUUUCAGCUUCCAGUUCUUCCAGAUUUUGACAAAGUUUCCUUUCUGUUUGUUGCAAGGCAAAAAUUCCAAUAUCUCUUUCACUAAUAUCAGUUACUUUCUCUUCAUCACCACAAAAUUUUAAAAGUUCAUCUUCCUUGUGACUAAUCUGAACCAUCUUAUUGUGACAUAGUAACCAAUGAAGAACAACAUCUAAAUCUUUGAAGCCUGAGGCAAUUUUCUUCACUUCUGUUUUUGUUAAUACUAAUCCUUUGUUGGUUUCUUUUACUUGUGUCAAAAGUAAUUCUGCCUGCAACUUAGUUGCUUCAAGAACUACAUAUGUUUUUUCUUCUUCACUUUUAAUUAAAAGUUCUCUUGCUUUCUUAAGUGACCAGCCCAUUGGUUUCUUGAUUAACAUAUCUACUGCCCAUCCACUCCAAGUUUGAGCAGGCAGCAGCAGAAAUUGAUCUUUUUCACAAAUUUGACGUCUCCUUAACAUAUCUUCUACCACACCUGUCAAACAUGCUGGGAUCAAUUGGUUUUUGGUAAAGGUUUUUUCCAGUUCAGAUAAAGUGAAAGUACAUUUUUUAUGAUGAUCACACCACUUACAGAUCAUAGGUUUCCAAAACUUUAUUUUGGCCUCUCUAUCGUUUGGAUUUUGAUCGUGUGAUCGAAAUGGUGAAAAUAAGUAACUGACUUCAUCGUCGUUCCACCAAGAUUUGGGCAGUUCUAAUUCGGGAAGAGGCAGAGGUUGUCCAUCGCCUUUUUGUGGAGAGGUUUCCAUACUAAUACGAUAAAACGACCUUUAAUCACUCAUACAACUGAUAUUAUUAUUUAAUUAAUUUUAUAAUUCUAAUGACACACGUGAAUGAACUCUUCCUCAGCUUUACGCCAACAUGCUUCGACCGCAGUGCACACAAAUCGCUACCACGGAACCUCCUUACCGUACAGGAUUAUAAGUAGUAGUCUGAUCUGAUAACAACAAUGCGUAUGGACGCACUUGUCGCACUGUUGUAUGCUGACAAAAUAUGAAACAAUAUCAUACACUGAGCGACACUACACAGAUCAUAAGUUAACUCGGUUAACUUGUUAACUUACGUAAACUUUGCUUGGCGCAGUCCUUAUAUUUCUGAAUCAUUGUUUGUCAGCUGUUCUUCGCAGAGCGCGCUCCUUUCGCUAUACACGGGUCAAACAUGUAGAUGGCAGCACAAAGAUAAAUGCAAUGGCAGGCAAUUGCCUGCGGUAAUGUUUGAGUUGUGUGACUGUGGGAUUUAAAGUACCUUUUAAGUGUUAUUUCAUAAAAUUUAAAUGCUUCCAAUAAAAGUUAUGAAGUGCAUACAGAGAAAGGGCCACUGUGCAGUGUGCUGCGAGGUCUGCCUGAACAAUGGCACCACGUAGUUACAAUAAGAAGCAGAAGAGAGCCAUGAUGCAGAAUAGCAGUAAAGAGGAGCCUGUAGUUUCACAUCCUCCCAUGCCAUGGUUUGGGAUGGAUAUUGGUGGAACAUUAUGUAAGUUAGUAUAUUUUGAACCUAAGGAUGUUACACCUGAUGAAGCUUUGGAAGAAAAGGAAACAUUGAAGAAUAUUCGCAAGUAUCUCACAAAAAACUCAGCCUAUGGAAAAACAGGCCACAGGGACACUCAUUUACAGAUGGAUGAUGUAUACAUUCGUGGGCGUCGUGGUACUCUUCAUUUCAUACGUUUUCCAACCAGUGAGAUGGAUAACUUCUUGACUUUGGCUAGAAAUAAAGGCAUGGCUACUCUUGUGUCCACUGUUUGUGCAACUGGAGGAGGUGCUUAUAAAUUUGAACAGAAUUUCAAAAAGGAAGUGAAUAUGAGACUUCAUAAAUAUGAUGAGCUUGAUUCCUUAGUGAAGGGGAUCCUCUAUGUAGAAAUGAACAAUCCUCAUGAAUGUUAUUAUUGGGCAAACUUGUCUGAUGAUAAACUGUGUGAGAAAAGAGAAUUUGAUUUCAAGGAUCCAUAUCCAUUUUUGCUUGUUAAUAUUGGAUCAGGUGUGAGUGUUUUAGCUGUGUAUGGCCCUAAUAAUUACAAGAGGGUUUCUGGAACUAGCCUUGGGGGAGGAACAUUCUUGGGUCUUUGCAGUCUUUUGACUGGCUGUAAUUCCUUUGAUGAAGCAAUAGAACUAGCUACAAUUGGAGAUAACACUAGAGUAGACAAACUAGUGAAAGAUAUUUAUGGGGGAGACUAUGAACGAUUUUAUUUGCCAGGAGAUUUGGUAGCAAGCAGCUUUGGACAAAUGAUAACUCGUGAGAGAUGUAUGCGUGCCAGACGUGAAGAUUUAGCACGUGCUACACUUGUUACUAUCACUAAUAACAUAGGGUCUAUUGCUCGUAUGUGUGCGCAGAAUGAAAAAAUUAACAAUUUGGUGUUUGUGGGUAAUUUUCUGAGAGUGAAUCCAAUUGCAAUGAAACUUUUGGCACGUGCAAUGGACUAUUGGUCUCAUGGUACGAUUCAACCAGUGUUUCUUGAACAUGAAGGAUACUUUGGUGCUGUGGGCUGCCUCUUGGAAAUUGAUGACAGCUGAAUACAGUUUGAGAGGAAAAUCUGUUACGAGCAUUCCUGUGAUGGCACAUCAUCAAUGUCAUUGAGAUUCCCUGUGAUAUGCCAUUUUUGACCUUCCAGUGUGCAAGAAAUGAAUGUGCAGGAUCAAAGAUAAGAUUGGGAGAAGGGAAUGCAAUUGCCUCUUACCUAUUCCCAUAAAGUGAACAUAUUGUUUUAAGUUUACGAAUAUUCAGUAUUUUCAUUGUAUUGAAUAUGUGCAAUUGAUCUUCACUCAGCUUUGUGGAAUUGUUUAAUUGUUAGCACAACAUGUGUACCUAAUAUUUAUUGAAGACAUAGGAGCAAGCAUUAGAAUAUUGUGAGAACUGAACGUCCAAAUGUGAAGUUAUUAAUGGUGCAGCAGAGAAUAGUAUAAGCUUAGCCUUUUGAGUUCCUUUCUUUUGUUAGUGUACUAAUAAACAGAUCAUGAUUAUGAGGGGAUUUUAGGAGUUUGUAGAUUGUCAUCAUGAGAAUUCUAGCAUAUAUUUUUUAGGAAAUAAUUUAAAUAUUUUUGUAAGCUUGCAAAUGUACUUUGCUUUAGAUACACCCUUUUUUUCAUGACAUUUCAGUAUAGUCAUGUAAUAAUGCACAAUAAUGCAUCAUAAUGGCUUGUGUUAUUAUUGUUUAAUUAUAAUGGUGUUUCAGUAUUUAGUUCUUUAGAGCUUAGUUUAUAUGCAUGUGCAUGCUUAUUUAAAUUGCAAAAGUUUUUUCUAUUUUAAACAUUUUAGUUCACAUUUUUGACUCUUUGAUUCGUUGUCACAAGAUAAAUCAAUGAACAAUGACAAUGAGUUACUUUUAAAGUGUAAUGUCCAAUAAGAUCAGGAUUGGUGUGGACUUCUUAAUGUGCUUUUUGUUGAAAUUGUUUUGUACACUAUAUUUAUAUUCAUAUGAAUUAUUGUAUUGUUAGCUCUAGGACCUGUGGUUUUGUACACAUACAUUCUAUAAUAUAUUGUAUACAAUUGCCAAUUAUUAUAUUGUAAUCGAGUAAUCAGUUUUUGUAGCUUUUUAUAAACGGUAGUGGUGUGGUGUGAUAUGUGAAUUUAGAUAUUCAUAUUAUUUGAAUAUUAGAUUUUGACAUUGCUGAACCAAUAGACAGGUGUCUCAUUUCAGAACAUGCCUUACUUGUGAGCUACAAUUUUACACAUGUAGCUUUAGUUAUCUGUAUGUCAUAUGCACAUAAAUUGUGCCAUUGGUUUGCUUGGUUAAGUAUGAAUGGAUGUGUUUUUAAAUUAUCCUCUCAAAAUGUGUAAAAAGGUUGCAAUAGGAAUCGAGAUAAAAGUGUCACAUAAGAUUUAGUAUAAUCCUCCUUGGUCCAUCCAUCACAAGCAAGUUAAUAAGAUUUUCAGUUUGUUCUUUGUAUCUGGUUGAAAGUGAAUUUUAAGGUGUAUGCCUACAAAAUCUCAUUACUUUCUUUUCGUGUUAAUGGAUUGAAAGUACAGUUUACAUCACACAUGUUCAGCAGCUCAGCUCUCUUCUUCUAAACUUCAUUUAGAUGUCUUUAUUUCCUGGAUGGGCUAUUCCAUUUUGCCUAUUUCAAGUUUUGUUAAUACAAGACCAUGACUAGUGUUUUUAAUGUUAUUUGAGACUCAUGACAAAGCAUUUCGAGGAAAUGUGAAGUACAUCUAGAACAGUUUUCUUAUGUGUAAUUGUACACUUAAUAUUGCACACAUGCACACACUUAUGAAUGAGAGUUAAUGCUGAAAUUGCUCUUAAUACAAGUAGUUGUGGAUAGGCAUCGGCUAAUGUUAAUUUUUAUUUAUUCAUAUCAUUGCAUCUGUGACAUGGUCUUAAAUGUUUCCAUGUUGAAUUGUAUGAUUGUUUGUUGAUUGAGCAUAAAAUAUGUUUAUGAAAUGUUAAGUUUAUUGUCUCUAAAAUACAUGUAUAUACUGUUAUGAUAGUUAUAGAUGAAAAUUUAAUGUGAAUGUGGGUGAAAGGUGUGGAAUUUUGUUUCUUGGUACUAGGCAAUCUAUUUAAUGAUAUAUUUCAAACUAUUUUACAUUUUGGCUUAAGGUGACCAAAUAUUGUUGUAUGUUUAGUACAAUUAAAUUAUAUGUUGAAAAACUAUUUGAUUUUUUUCACCCCUCCAAUGAACAGUCUGUAAAGUA
This is a messenger RNA of Gryllus bimaculatus (two-spotted cricket), 5001 nucleotides long. Lineage: Eukaryota; Metazoa; Arthropoda; Insecta; Orthoptera; Gryllidae. The record is from the annotation of a GenBank genome assembly.